CUAAUUUUGGGCUGCAGCCAAUCUAUGCCUGCAGUCAAUCUCAUUCCUGUGUAACAAGUAAGAGAAAUAUUAUUUAUCACAAGGGUCUGAAUAUGAAACCUACCACAUCACCAGGCUGUGUCAGAAUCGUACAUACCUACCCCCCAAAGAUUGAUGCAUGAUGCGAGUUGCUUUGCACCGAUAAUAUUCGCAUCAAGAUUUUUCUAUGUUUACGUGAAAAUGUCGAAAAUGAGACGCCGCUGCGCGCUACCUCCGCUGCUCCUCGUUGUUGCCGACCGGAAGGGCGCACCAGGACUGGUGUUGCGUAGCGGUAUUUGCUCUGACAUUGACCCGUCUUAUCGUCAACCAAGAGAGGCCUGCAGAGAGAGGAGGAAACAACAACAAGGCUAUCUAAAAAGUGAACGAGUCAAGAGUCUGCUUUCCAACAAGCUCGGCUAGUUUAAUGUUUGUGACAGGACAUUGCAUUACCUCAUGGUACUUCAACGCUACACCCAAGAAGCAGAAGAGGCAAGAGCGAAUCUAUUUCCAUCAACGCCUGCAGGCAUUCACUCACUCACUCACUCACUCACUCUGUCGCCAACCUAACCUAACCUAGCCUAACGCAGCCUCUUCCAAUACCGAUCCUCAAUCUAUUCGCAAACAGGUGAAAAAUCAAACCGAGGAGCCAAGCCCUUACUAGCCAGACGUGGCAAGACGCAGAAAAAUGCGGCGUUCACAGAGAUCGAAAGCAUGGGCGAAUCGGUACAAGGUGGAGGAGACGACAGCGAAUCUAAAUCUUCAUUUUUUGAAGUUACGCUGUCAGACUCUGACAGUCAGAGCUAGUAUCUUUUUUAGAUACUUCUAAUUGUUCUUCUCCAUCUGCAAGAGUCAAGUCCACGUGAAAUCAUAGAGCCUAUGCCUAGCCAAGUCAAUGGACCAACUGUAAAUGAGUCAGGCCACCCAGUCAACCAAGCACUCAGUCAUGCACCCAAUCACCCAGUCAAUCAAUCAGCCAAGAACAUCUAAUCAUGGCAAAAACCCGGCCGAGUCGGAAGAAAAGCGUGAGCGGAUUCCUGAUUAAGGCACAUCGUCGUCGUUUCUCCAUCAUCAUGAAGAUCUAGAAAUAAAACGACCUCUAGCUGUAGUACUAAAUGGGACACCAGCACGAUGAUGACACAGCCUGUGCUAGGUGGAUUUGAAGUUCGAUGUAGUAGCAUGGUAAAGUACAUCAAUGGUGUCCGUAGCAGUAUCGUGUACUAUGUAGUAGCUCGAUAGUAGUACUAGGAUAGACGUCAUGACAACUCCUUCUAAGGCAAUAGCUUCUUUGCGAAGUAUUUUCGGGAACUGGUUCGUUCCUCCAUGGGAGAAUACGACUGCACGCAGAACCGGGCGUUUCUCAAGGAAUAUACUGUUAUGAGAACCUUUAGUUUACUUUUGUCUUGCUGGUAGAGACGUAGGAAUGAUGAUUGAAGAAAUUCUUGUGUUUUGAUAUGAUCAUAGGCGGGUUAGUAGGUUGGCUCCACCCCUAUUAUCAUAGGCGGGUUACUAGCUUAGUAAAUUCCCAAUCCAUACAUAUUUCCAGAGUAGCGCCACGAUUUUACGGAGCUACAACUUCGUGCGUGGUACAUUACUAAAUACUUUUCGUCAUUAAAGUUAGUAUAGGGUUCUUUGUUUUGUCCUCAAGAUCCAACAAUAGGCUCGAUUUCAGAUCAUCACCGCGAUGUAGAAAGAAGUAGUAGUGUCUAUCAAACCCCUGGAGUGGGUACAUUCAUUCAUUCAUUCAUUCACUCCGUCAUCCGUAUGUUUUUUUUUUUUUCCAUAGGAAGGACUACAUGCUGCCUCCCAUUCAACUACUUAAAUAACCUCAUUUAACAACUUACAUACCGGGGGAGCAAGAAGACCGUGUCACAACGGCCAAACCCUAAGACUAUCUGAGAGAGCUCGUAUGACGAGAGUGCAGCAUCAUGACCUCUAAUCGUUGUACCAAAUUUCCUCCUGCUGCGUUAGCGGAAAAAAACCUUCUUAACAAGAUGAUGCAGGAGCUGCCCAGCCUGGAUCGGCAGGAUGUCGAAAAAGACUGGAACGCGUACAAGAAUGCGGAGAUGGACAGCAACGUCGUCGUGAUCUGGAAAGCUGUCGAAGAAAAUGCGCUAAUCCCGAAAGCAGGCGACGAAGAUGCGUUACAGGACAUUAAGGAAGGCCUUCUGCAAGCGACCAGUAAAUAUUGUCCUUCUACAAUGACUUCAAACACAGGGUUAGAGCUGUUUGUACAUCAAUUCAAUUCGUAUACUGCAUGCUCCUGAGGAGCAUUGUGCUGCCAUGAUAAUAGAUGAGACGGAAGAGGGUAGAGGGUGACGGAGAGGCCAAGAAACAUCUUUCUGACUGAUAAAAAUAAGUGAAUGAAGGCUGAGUUUUUCCUCUCGUAUGAGUGAUCACGAAUUGGGAACGCUAGCCUUCGUGCUUUAAAUUUCCCGCCCUCCCUUCCCUUAAAGUUUUCUAGUGAGCGUAUGUAGGUAUCGGCGCGGGGGCUUUGAUUUUGUGCAGAUCUUACCCUAGUAUUUUCUUCUGGCCAUUUUCCGACGGCCUCUGGGCCGCUCUAACUGAGUGAUCGCAUUUUUAUUGUCCCUCUACAUUGACUUCAAACCCGAUAAUAGAUGAGACGGAAGAGGGUAGAGGGUGACGGAGAGGCCUCACCACCGUUAGUUAGGACGGACACACAGGUAACAUGACAUGACAUGAAGACGCACUGUCUAAUGAAAUUGGUGCCCUUGUUUGCGUUGUGCCACCGGAAGUAGCAGCACUGGCUCACGGCGAUGAGUCACCUGUAAGGCUCGAUGAUUGUUUUCCCCAUAGAUAUUUACUUUGCUAAGGGGAUCUAUCAUAAAAUUGGGUUGCAUUGAUUUUUAUCGCGUGAUAAGUUUUAAUAAGUAGGAGAUAAAAUUGAGUUCAAUUAUCGUCUGGUAAGUUUUCAUAUUCGUGAAUGCUCACCGCUCUGCAGGCGAGCUAAUUCCUAUCCUAUCCUAAGUAGUUGGCCCAUUUGCGACGCAAGUAAUUGCGAUGGAUUUCAUUUGAGUCACAGUCAGCUGGGCCAUACGAGGACAAUUUGAUAUAGUUAUACUUCUACUUGGUCCAUGUAAUAAAUUCGUUAGUCCAUAGUACAUCAUUUGCGUCGACAUAGAGGAGCACCUACCACGUGCACUUAUUAUGUCAUCUAUUGUACAGACGUCUAAUCCUUUGGGACGAGCACAAAGGGGCAACUUAUUGGGAAAAACUGGUCACCGAUUUUCGUGCCUCUUUCUUGCCUGGUCAUCGGCCACCGAUGAAGGAUCAUGUAUGUCAAAAUUUUCAUUUUGUUUUUUUUUAUCGACAUUAUGAAUGAAUGAGUGAAUGAAUGUACCCACUCCAGGGGUGUAAUCUUAUAACCCCAUUGAUUCUGUUUAACAACCACAAGAAUGCACCCAUCUUGUAUGAGAAUGGUACGGUAGAACACAGCAGCAGGAAUGAUUUUACUUUGAUGUUGCGCUAACUUCGAUCUGGUGCUACUAGUCCUUCCUUCGUAUAGUACGAUAUGGGGAAACUCUCUCCUUCAAUGAACGAGGAAACGUCUCUCCAACUACUCUUCUUCACGCUAUGUUCAUUUUUCAAGUCGCCAGGGAAAUCUUAGGCAGAUUGCCGAGGAGAUUCACGGCGUCCCUAUGAUUAUUCUUUUGUCCAUAUGACCCAGGGCAUCUGGUAGUCUGCUUAAUGGGGCUGCGUUAAUCCGCUUGAGAAUGCAGCCAGCUAAACCCUGCGGACGGCGGAUCACACCCUAAUCCUAAUCCUAAUCCGCGUCAGUAAAUUAGUACAUUCUUUAAGAUGCAGCUCAUGAAUAGGAAAACAACAGGUGAACUCCUUAUCGAUGUGGACGCUGCCUCCGCCGCAAAGGCUUGCUCCAGUGCCUCAGGAGGUGGAAUUCCAGGUCCAGGCCUACCUUAUGCUUUCAGGGUAUUUGUCGAGAAUUAUAGGUACUUCUAACUGAUAAGUGAACAGGCCAACGCCUAAACCACUAAGCCAACUGCGCAGUUGAGGGCACGUUAGAAGUUACUUGCUUGUUGCGGGUACGUAAUGGGUGCUAACUAGAUGAAGUUACUUCUUUGUUGUCUAAGUGCAGCUGCGGCUUUGGCACUAUUUCGCACACGUGGGUGGAAAUCCAGCAAAAUGUGGCUGACCCAAAAAAAGGGUAUCUCGACAGUACGCAACCUAGCCCUUAGCCAACACCUGCUAAGCUCAGAAAGAUUUUUUUCGUUUGAGAAGAUAUUAUGUCCUUUGGUCUUCCAGGGUCCACCUCAUCAUUGAUUAAACAUGCUGUGCUUUACGAAACUUAAGCUAGUAACUUAGCCUUGGAUCAUCGUACUAAGUAACCUAAAAACUUAGCCUCAGUCUGCAACACAAUUAGACUUACCUCUUGCCAGGCGCGUCAGUCAAUCAGUCAAUCAGUCAAGCAAUCAGUCAAGCAAUCAGUCAAUCAGUCAAUCAAUCAAUCAAUCAAUCAAGCAAUGAAUCAAUCCUCCUAACUACUACUACCACUUGCUUCAAGGUCGUCUAAUCCGUCGCCUGUGCUUGGUCUCCAGUUUGGCAUGACAGGGAUAGACUGCGUCUAUGGAAUGCCGGACGGGUAUAAGAAGACCCGCGGCUGGAAAACCGCAGACCUGGUGAAAGAGUAUCAUUAAGCCACCAUCUCUUAUAGAGAUGAUGAUUACACAUCUCUUAUAGAGAUGAUGAUUACAUCUGAGGUAAUCAUCAUCUCUAUAAGACAUGUAUAAUACAUCAUUAUUGCAUCAUCUCUUACGUACCAGUAUUUUUCUCUUCUUUGACCUUUUUGAUGAGUAAAAAAUGACUCCCCCCGUGAGCAUGCCUCCACUCUUACCAGUAUUUGACAAUUUAGUAUUCACAAGUAUGCUAGUAAUUCAUCUGGACCUUUUUGAUGAGUAAAAGAUAUCUACUCAGGCGUGAUUGACCGGGAAAAAGAUUCGUUCCAAAGAGAACAGAAGUAGGUAGGUCAAGGAUGUUGUCUUGAAGAAUGUAAUGCCGGAGCCUCUAAUAUCAGCGAGAACGGGCGGAUUUCGCUGUCAUUCGGCGUCUCUGCGAGUCUACGUUAGAACGCAAGCCACCUUAUGACGAGCGUGAUUCUGAUACUACUUGUACCUACUAGUAUAAAGUGAAAGUAAUUUUUGGUGAAAGACCAAAGUGAAGAUGCUUGUACCGAAUCGAGUGGAGAAGAUGUUUUGUUUUCUCCGUAAGAAAGGCUAAGCGAAAAGGACUCAGUCGCUGGAAGGAGCAGCAAAAAGACACUGCCGCGUCGUGGAAUCACACUAUGAUUUAAUAUUAUCAUACUCGGCAUCUUAGUACUACACUUGGUACACAACUCUUGAUCUAAGUUUUGAAUUUGAUAAUGGACCCUCGCCUUAGGAAGCUGAUGGCGCAAGGAGGUGGAAGCAUGUGCGAGAAGGAGGUCAAGGUUAAGGAUUUUAAGUAGUUUAUAUCUAUACUAUCUUGAAGAUGAUACAAUACUUAAGGGUAGGUUAAAGGUGCUUUUGUUACGGCUUGUUAUGGCUCUCCUAAGGGAGACAGCCAUAACAAGCGGGAUAAACGAACACCAAAAGCCUACCGCUAAAAUACUUUAACAUAAGAAUUCUAUGCGGCUCUCGAAGUACCUCUGGUAGAGCCAAGAAAUAGAAGUAAUAUGAAGUCUAAGACACUAAGUGAUGUAUGCGUAGAUUUGAAAUAAUGACUAUAAUUAGAUUUAUUCUAGUAGAAGUUGAUAAGUAGAUGACUUGAGACAGCUUUAAGUAUUGGUCAAUAGAAUACGACGAGGGAAAACUAUUGGCGUCUGGAAAAGCGAGGGCUACCUGGCACCACUGGGCCGCACUUCUCACGGUUAUGAUGAAGCUUUGCUCUUCGUUGUUCGUCAGACACCUAAGAAAGUAUGCUAAUUCAUUGGUCGUUGACUUUCUUCUUUUUCUGUUAGGGCCGCUCAACUGGAAUAAUGAUUCACGGGUUCAUCAACAUCAAUCUUGAGAUGAUGCACUCGGCGGAGAGUACAGAUUUGCCCUGUGGACGACGAAUAAACUGCUAGGAUAUUCCAAAAUUCGUAGACGUUAUCCCCCUAGUAUCAGUAGCAGCGCUGCAAUUCAGCAGCACUACAACUCAGUAGUACUUCGAAAACUCUUUCUUCUUUUCAUAAUGUUCUCCUUCUGGUACGGCUUUCGCGGUGGAAGCUACUUCCUACAGAUCCCUCCAGACGAGGACCCGCAGAUCCUUGUGGAGGAGCCACCACAAGCACUACAGGGGCACGCCAGCUACGCCAGAAAUUGAAAACAAAACUAUAGUAGUUUAAUAGAUAGAGUAGAAGUUGGUUCUUGGUAUUGCUGGGGUGUCAAACUGCUGUUUCAAGUUCUUGAGCAUGCUAUUACUGGGUCACUAGUGGAAUCCUUCCGCGAUGAAGUAUACCGAAGUAUAAGCUGUGCCAGAGCACCUGAAUGAAUUGGUUCUAGCUCGUAGCUCACGAGCAGACUAUUUUCUUCGUAGGCUUAAUUGGUGGUAGAGUCGAUUGAGUCAUCUGCGAUAGGUCAUGUACAAAGAUCUAGUCGUAGUUACGUACUCUGUCGACGACAGAACGUCAUGGGAUAAUAAGUACGUGUAAUGACAACUAUGGCCAAGAAAAAGCGCAUCACUCAUGCUUCAGUGUUUUCUAAGAAGAAGAUGCCGUGGUGCCGUCUUUUCUGCAGUUUGCUCCUAGUAAAGGAGACCUUAGUAAAGGAAACCUCUUGAACAAGAAAGAGGCAUUAAGGCUUUCAAGAGUAGACAUCCUGAAGAAAUAGAAAGGAAACAGGAGUUGAUCUCUAGCGCGAGAUCCUUUGCUUCUUUUCUCUACUUGGGUGAAGAGGGCACAAGGAUCUCGAGUCUCUAACGGCGAAGGGUGGAGUCCGCCACGGGAUGCUUUCAGCGGGCAAGGCGAUGACGCACGUAGCAAAAAAGGGAAGGAAAUUCUGGGAGCAAAAAUUAUGGAGGACGCAGUUUCUCUAAUUCGCUAUAAAAGAUACAUUUAAAGUAAUCUAACUUCUCGUGCUGUGCUCUAGUAAAUAUUUUCAGUGCUACUCUAAGAACCGCGCUGCCAGCACUAAAAGAGGCUUCGAGAAAAGCCGCGUCCUUGCUGAAGUCUGGAGUCGACCAUGGGAAGAAAUUCUUGAAGAAGAAAUUAAGGAUAUAGUUUUUUCAAUCAGUUAUAAUAGCUGUGCUCAAAAUGUUUUCAGUGGCCGAAGAGCGUCGUUCGCCUCAUCACUAUAGAUACUAUAGUAGAAAUAUUCUACUCAUCGCUUGCAAUGUCUGAAGGCAAAACUACUCUAAAAACAGUCUCGCCAGCACUGCAAAAGUUAUCGGCAAAAGUCGCUCCUGCUUUGGCUCGCUUACCUGGCUACCGCAAGGCGACGGCAGCGUCUGCCCGAGUUGCCGAGGAGAUUUAAGGCUACACUCCUCAAAAUUGUUAUAUUUGAAAUUGUAGUUUGGGUUCUUGGAGUGCACUUCUGGUUCUUUGUUUUCCUCAGCAAAAAAACCAGCAGUCAUUCAAUCGCAAGAUCAUGAGGAACAGCCGCGCAAACACUGACAACAACAAGCUAGGCCAGCUGGUAGAAAUCGUCAGCGAAAUCGUAGGCACUUUGCCCAAUCGCUUCAAGUGUGGAAUUAAAAAGCGUCAUGAUUUGGUAAAGUAGGCACAGUCCCCACUCACUCACACGGAUCAAAAAUUGAAAACUCUAACUCUGUGCCGGAUUGGUCGCAGCCGCCGGAUUUAUGCAGGGCCCGCGCAGCUAAUCCAAUUACUUCUUUAGUUAGAGUUAGAGAAAGGGUCCCUUUGCCUUUGACGCCUCAUCCUCUUGUAUUAGUGUUGCAUGUAUGUACAUUUGAAGAUCCUAUGCUAUCCUAAGGAAUUGAUCUCUGUAGCGACGUAGAAAAUUAGCCAGUUGUAAUAUAGAGUCCAACCCCAUAAACCUGCCCCCCUAUGAUCAUUUUUAGCUACAUGUUAUUAAGAUACUUCCUAUCACGACGAUUCUUCAUGCAAUCGCUGAAGGCAGCGAUCGAGCGUGCCAUGAACGGAGCGGCGAAACACUGCCAAGUCUUCACAACGUAAGGCUGGAAGCAAAACUGACAUUCUAUAUACGGGGAAUUAUCUCCUGGAGUCAAAUACUUGUGCCAGGCAGUUUCUACAUACUUCGGCAUGAACCGCUAUAACAGGCGAAAAACUAGGUAGUCCAAACGAGUGCUAGUCCAAGCGUAGUCCAAACGAGUGCUAGUCCCAGCGUCGUCCAAACGAGUGCUAAUCCCAGCGUAGCAACAAAGACACAUCACCCGAAUCAGUAUGACAACGAAGUGCACGUCUUCACCCUUUCCCUUGUGCGCCCUCUAAUCAUUAUUCCUCAUGUCUGUCCUGCCGCUAGGAUCAGACUUCGUACUGAGACAGGAUCCCGUAGCGAGCGACCCGAACGAUAAGGGCUGGGACUGGAUAGACAUUCCCAACAAGACAAACAAGGGUGAAGCAGUCGUGGAGACGACCACCACGGAUACGACCACCAAGGUGCAAGUCGCUGAUAUGCGUCAGAAUCCGAACACUGGUAGACUGACUCUAGUCUUAUGGACGACUCAAACAAUUUAGUACAUAGAGAAGAGUUGUCCCUGUUGUACUACAUUCGAGAAGUGGUCGUAAAUGAAUGAAUGAACGAAUGCUCUUAUGCGUUCAGCACUGCUUUCACCUGAUCUAUUCCAUGCAUGGCAUGCAUCCUUGGUAGUGAGUAAGAGAAUCGCCUGUUGAUCAUGUGGAGUCUCGGUGUUAUAAUCUAAGUAAAAUCUUCUUUUGAAUUGUCAACGUCAGCGUGUGGAUUAGUAGUGUUUUGCCGUUGAAAUUCAAAGACUCUCUCUCAGCAAAGCUCUAACAGUUAAUGUGCGCAAGUAUCUCGGAACGCUCAAGAUGCCGUAGAGAAGAUAGUGGCUCCGUUCUUUGUCAAGAACGGGGUCGGAAGAGAGUUGAAGAAGUUCGAGGUUGGGUUUGAGGAGUCUAUGUGAUUGUGCAUAGACUACAUUUUGUGAGAUUUAAUACAACCAAAUGAACAAGACGCAGUAUGAUUUGGUGAGAUGCUGGACUUUCAUAGGCAGAUGACGCCAAAAACACGACUCAUUUCCAAGAAAGAAGAACAUGUAUAUUGCGGUUGGAACUACUAGAUGCAGAGAAUAUUGUGAUUCUCGUCAUCACGAUUGUUAUAACGAAAGACGACAAGAGGCAUACGACACUAUUUUGCCACGACGAACAUACUCCACACGAACAGCAUAACAAUGAUGCUAUUCAAUGUAAGUAAUACGACAAGCACAGUCAAGAAUGUAACACAACGAGCACACUCAAAUGUAACACGACAAGCACAGGCAAGAAUGUAACACAACGAGCACACAGAAAUGACAAUACUCAAUAUAGAACAAGAACAAGCACACUGAAUAGUACUAUCGCUAGGUAAAAAAGGGAAAUGAUGUCACUCAGCUAAAAACGAACCGCAUGAUGGGGAAUCAUAUCUUUUUGAAUCAUAUACAUAUUUUGGGAGAGAAUCAAUAUCAAAUAACUUACUAAUUGCGCAUUAUACAAUCCAUGUAUACAACCACUACGAUUGAAAUUCUACGCACCAAGUGGACAGUUCCCAACAGUCGUAGAGCGUCUCUACAAGU
Amoebophrya sp. A25 is the source of this 9720-nucleotide messenger RNA. Lineage: Eukaryota; Dinophyceae; Syndiniales; Amoebophryaceae. The record is from the annotation of a GenBank genome assembly.